Messenger RNA from Fulmarus glacialis (Northern fulmar), 411 nucleotides. It is a transcript of the gene SNAPC3, whose product is annotated as small nuclear RNA activating complex, polypeptide 3, 50kDa. The record is from RefSeq and is a predicted model, not a curated record. NCBI's taxonomy places the organism in Eukaryota, Metazoa, Chordata, Aves, Procellariiformes, Procellariidae. Gene Ontology annotation, biological process: snRNA transcription by RNA polymerase III; snRNA transcription by RNA polymerase II. The annotation marks the transcript as partial. Gene Ontology annotation, cellular component: snRNA-activating protein complex. The transcript has 4 exons. Gene Ontology annotation, molecular function: RNA polymerase III type 3 promoter sequence-specific DNA binding; bent DNA binding; RNA polymerase II cis-regulatory region sequence-specific DNA binding.
AUGUUAAUGUCUUCUGACAAAGAAAAGGACCCAGAUGUUAUUCCUGAAGAUAGCAGUCUGCUAACUCUUAGAAUUAGAAAGAAGGCGUUAGAGAGGAGAGAAGAAACAAUUAUUGUGGAUCGAGCUUGCAGACAAGAAACUCUUGCUUAUGAGAUGGAGUCACAUGCAAUUGGAAAGAGGCCAGACAAUCCAACAGAUCUAGUUGAGGAGGGGGAACUACUUUUAACUCUGAACAUCUUCUAUCCUGUCAUAUUUCAGAAGCAUAAAGAUCACAAACCCUAUCAGACAGUCCUUGUACUGGGCAGCCAGAAGCUCACCGAGCUGAGAGACUCGAUUUCCUGUGUCAGUGACCUUCAGAUAGGUGGCGAGUUCAGCAGUCAGCCAGAUCAAGCACCAGAGCACAUCAGCAAG